Molecule: messenger RNA, 2081 nt
Organism: Boeremia exigua
Lineage: Eukaryota; Fungi; Ascomycota; Dothideomycetes; Pleosporales; Didymellaceae
Product: pseudouridine synthase
Exons: 3
Coding region: 96-1964 (622 amino acids)
Biological process (GO): tRNA pseudouridine synthesis; mRNA pseudouridine synthesis
Cellular component (GO): nucleus
Molecular function (GO): RNA binding; pseudouridine synthase activity
Source: RefSeq, a predicted model, not a curated record
UUUCGAUGAUCGCAGCAGAGCUUCCCACCAUUAUCUGGAACCGCAUACUUUCUUUCUAUGCUCUUCCUCUCUCGUAGCAAGCACUUGACUUCGCAAUGGCUGACAACGGCUCUUCGAACGACGGCGGCAAGCGCAAAUGGGAUAACAACGGCGGCGGUCGCGGGCGAGGCCGUGGGGGUGGUAACAUGCAGCACGGCAGCCGUCCGAAUAAGAAGAGAAAUAUGGGCCGUAAGGACCACGCCAACGAUCAAUUAGAUAGGCGAGGUCGCAACGCAGAACAACAGGCACGCAAUAAGGAAGCACUCGUAAGGGGUGAGAACGAGAAGCCAGCGCUUCCCGCAGCCUUCUCUACCGAAGAAGUUGCAGCCGAGGAGCGCAGGCCGAAGCGCAAAGUCGCCGUCUUGGUUGGCUACUCUGGCACUGGCUACAAGGGUAUGCAAAUCGACAACAAGCAGAAGACAAUCGAGGGCGAUCUUUUCAAGGCAUUCGUCGCCGCCGGUGCAAUUUCAAAAGCGAACGCAGACGACCCCAAAAAGUCGGCACUUGUGCGCUGCGCACGUACCGACAAGGGCGUCCACGCCGCUGGCAAUGUCAUUUCCCUAAAGUUGAUCAUCGAGGAAGAAGAUAUUGUGGACAAGAUCAACGCAAAUCUCUCCGAUCAGAUUCGGAUAUGGGGCAUCCAGCGAACGACAGGAUCUUUUAGCUGCUACCAGGCGUGCGAUUCACGGUGGUACGAGUACCUCAUCCCAACACACUCAUUCCUUCCACCGCACCCAUCGAGCUUCAUGGGGAAGAAGCUGGUCGAAGAGGCAGAGAAGGCCGGUGACCUGGACGAGUACAAGAAGAGGCAGGCUGAGGUGGCAGAUUUCUGGUCAGACGUUGAAGAGAAGUCGAUCAAGCCCAUUCUUGAGACGUUGGACGACUCGAUACGGCCGCUCGUGGAGGAGGCUCUGUACAUUGCCGAUACAACAGACGCGCCCGAAGAUCAAGAUCCCGUCAUCGAAGCAUCGAUCGAUGAAACACUCAAAGACGUGACGGACGCCAUCACUGCAAAGAAGGCUGCGGCAGCAGAAAACGCAAGCGAAGAGGCAGCCGCCGAAACCGCAAGACCCGAAGCAGGCGAGGCGAUGCAAGUCGACGAGGUCAAGGAAGCUGUGGAGAAGGUUGAAGCUCAGCAUCCCACAACAACAUUUGACGACCAAACCGACGGCUCCAUUCCUCUUCCUGCCGGCAUUGUGAACAAGCCCGCCCUCGAGGAAGCAGUCAAAGCGCUCAAGAAAGCCAUCAUGGACGCCAAACGCGCGUACCGCAUCAGCCCCGAGCGCCAGGCACGCGUGCAAGCCGCGCUGGACAACUACCUCGGAACCCGUCGCUACCACAAUUACACCGUGCAGAAGAAGUUCAGCGACACGAGCGCAAAGCGCUACAUCAAAUACUUCAACGUCGCCCCGAAACCCAUCAUCAUCAACGACACCGAAUGGCUGAGCCUCAAGGUCCACGGCCAGAGCUUCAUGAUGCACCAGAUCCGCAAGAUGGUCGGCAUGGCCGCGCUCACGGUGCGCUGCGGCACCAACCCCAAGAUCAUGCUGGACAGCUUCGAGAACAACACCGUUCGCGUCCCGAAAGCGCCCGGGCUGGGCUUGCUCCUCGAGCGCCCUGUGUUCGAUAGCUAUAACGCUAAGUCGGCGCAGGCGUUUGGCCGCGAGAAGAUCGACUUUGCAAAGUACGACGAUAAGAUUCAGGAGUUCAAGGAGCGGGAGAUUUACCAGCGCAUCUUCCGCGAAGAGGCGCAGGGAAACCAAUUCAAUACGUUCUUCACACAUUUGGAUAACUACAGAGACUCGACCUUUUUGUACCUGACAUCGGGCGGUCUCGCGGCGACAAAGCAGGGCCUGAAGAAGAAAUCCACACAGCCCGAGUUCGAGCAGGAGUCGGACAACGAGGGAUACAAAAGCGACAACUAGUAGCACCAGCAAAAGCGCUGGCAAAGAUAUCUUUAAACGAACGACAAUUGAUACCCAAAUUGAGCCUCCCCGCUGUUGUAGAUGUCCAUGUUGGAGCUUUGAUGGGUUCGCGGCGCA